UUGACGAAUGACGCACUUCACACGUGCCUUGUUACAACCAAUAAUCCUACCUUCCUGCUAACAACGUAGACGACCUGGUCAGUACAUUGAAUUGCGACAUCGUUUCUGUUACUAUUGAAAAUUUCGGCUGUGUUAGACGUAAUUUUAUUCUCCUAAACAAUUUAAAUUUGAUUUCGAGAAUAAACAAUUUGGUGAUUUGUAACUUUUUCUGUGUGUUUGAAGAAUCAAUUGGAUUAUAUUCUGAAUUAAAAGGAUACUAAGUUCAUCUUUAAACCAGGAUUCAUCCAAAGAAGAUGAAGUAAAUGCCCGUUCAUUGGACAUGAAAUCUUUUGUUAACUUGGAAGAUGGGAGUAACUUGACCCAAAUCUCUCCUAUUUUGACCUGCAUCAAUAGCUUGAGUGAAUCAGGCUCUUUGUGGGAUGAUGUUCGUACUAAACAUUUCAAGGGUUUAUCUUUGAAGCAGUUCGAAAAUGAAAUCACUAUUGCCAAAGAGGAUGGCUUUUGUUUUGCUGUCUCUUUGCGAGAUGGCUCUUGCAUCUACACUUCUGAUGCCGUUUCCUAUCAUUUGGGUUACCCAAAGGAUAUGUUGGUUGGGCAGUGUAUUAUGAAUUUUCUGUUCCAUAAAGACCAUAUCACAUUUGCAAAUCACUUGACUCAAGGGCUCAAUGCUUGCUUCAUUCAAGGGAAAAGAGAUGAUUCUCAUCUGGUACUUAACACCUUCUUCUGCAGACUAAGGCUUUACCAAGGUUUGGAGCAAGGUUAUUCAGUUUCUGAUAGAAAAAUAGAAUACAAGCCUUUCAAAAUAACUCUUCACAUCAAUGAAUUGAUUGUUGAUGAUAUGUGCGUUGAAAAACCUUCUGGCACAUUAUGUGUGAAAGCAACUGCAACUCUUGUGUCCUCUGCCUAUUCUGUUCCUGAAGAAAUUCCUGCAAUGACCUCAUUUUCCACCCGCCAUACUGCUUCUUGUCAUUUCAGCCAUGUUGAUACUAGUGCAAUUCCUUAUCUUGGUUAUUUACCACAAGAUAUGAUUGGAUAUUCAGUAUUUGAUUUCUAUCAUGUUGAUGAUCUACCACAGUUGAAAGAUAUUUAUGAACUGGUUGUUAAAGAACAUGGUUCAUCUUUCCGGAGUAAACCUUAUAGAUUCAGAGCACAGAAUGGCUGCUAUGUUAUGUUGGAAACUGAAUGGUCUUGUUUUAUCAAUCCUUGGUCUCAUAAAUUGGAGUUUGUUGUUGGCCAGCAUAGGGUCCUUAAGGGUCCAUCAGAUAUUGACAUAUUUACUCCAUCUCAAAUGGAAGAAUUGAUUUUACCUGAAGAAAUCCUUAAAGAAUGUCAGAAUAUUCAAAGAGAGAUAAAAAAUCUUCUUUCAGAAUCUAUCCAAACAUUUGAGACAAAGAAGUCCAAAAGAUUUUGUAAUAAAAGAAAAAGAGAUUUAGCUGCUUUUGUUUAUAAUUGUGUUGAUAAGGAAGGAAAUAAACAAAAAGGCAAAACAAAUGCUUCUAUGGAUAUGUUGGACGAUAGAAACAAUUCUGAUCAUGAUAGUGUAGUUAUGGGUGAUAUUUCUCCUUAUCGAGAUGUUAAUGAUUCAAGUGUGACAUCAGAAACACCUCCAUCAGUGCAGCAGUUGCGAUAUCAGGAAAACAUAGAAAGAUUUUUUGCCAGUCAACCAAAAACUUAUUCUGAUGGAUCAGAUGAGUACAACAAAAAUGAGAAACUGUUGAGUGUUGAAGAUUCACAAGGAAGUAGUAAUGGUUCUGGAAAAGUUUCUGGCUCUGGCUCUGGCCCUGGCUCAGGCUCAGGAUCGGGAUCUGGCUCUGGGUCUGGAAAUGACACAAAUUCUAAAGGUGUUCAGUCAUCGCAAAAUGAUAAUAAUAAUCAAAAGUCUGGUAGCAAUUCAUCCAAGUGCUAUAUGUCAUCCUUCACUACUGGUGAUUCAGGUUAUGGGAAAAGUUUAGAAAAGGACAACAAUGAUCCUAGUGUAAGUCAAACAGGCUCAUCAAAUCAAGUAUGGACAAAUAAUUCUCCUAAAAAUUGUGCUAAUAACAAUGUAGAAAAGUUUUCUUCUUGUUUGGCCCUCACUGAAGAAUCUCUCUGUGUGCAUAAUCGAAUGAAUCAUAAACAUUUCAAGCAACAACGUAAAAGCAAAACUGGAUUGGCUUCUGUGCCUCUUAAAGAAAAUUGGUUUCUGAAAGAUACCACACUUCCAAAGCACAAGAAAAAUGUUCAGACUCAAACAGUUUCAACAGCUCAAAAAGAAGACAUGAUUAAAGCAACAGGAGCUGACAAGUCUAGAUUAGAUUUUCAGUUUACUUCUGAGCAAAAGGGUAGUGCACCAAAUCUUCCUGAAAAUUCAGCUUCUUCUACAUAUGGUUCAAAUCCAUAUGUGUUUUCUAACUGGUCAGCAACUCCAACUCCCUUUUUCAUACCUGUUAUGUAUAUGGGAGGGAUGCCAUUCUAUCCACCUUCAUCAAAUUCUCAGUGGCCAUUUGGACCUGCUCCUCCACCAUCAUCAUCUAUGCCAUCAGUUCCAAAAGAAGCAAGUGCUGGCUGUUUUCAAAACCCUACCAAUACUCCAUUGUCAUUUCCAAAAUUUAAUAUGAAUGAAAGCUUUAAUCAGACAAGUACUCCACCUAAUGGACAAACACCUGGAAUUUCUACAAAACUAUUGCCUACAGAAGCAACUGUUCCUGGAGAGAACUUUUCUAUGCCCAAAGAGCAUUCUAGGACUGAAUCUCCUAAGUACUCUGGAAGGAAGAGCAUUCAUACAGGUAAUGAUAAACCUCAUAAACCAGAACCUGAUGAUUGCCAAAUGCAAGAGUCCCAAUCUUCAUCUUUUACUAACAGUUCAUCUUGUCAGUCUGCUGAUAAAGAUGAGGAUAUGGAAUUGGAAAGCAAGAGAUGUUACGCUAGUACUCAGUCUGACAAAAUGGAAUUGACAUCAGAAUUGGCUUAUCGAUACCAGAUGAACGUUCUCAAUCUGGAUGAUAUACUGAAAAAAGAUAUGGAGGCCCUGAAAUCAAUGACUCAACCAGAACUUGUUAAUCAGCAACUUCAAAUGCUUCAAGAUGAAAGAGAAGCUGAAAAUGAAAGUAAACUGAAAGUGGAUGAAGAUGAUUUCUGUAUGACUGAAGAGGUCAUGUUAGGACUUGCUACAGAAGAUGAUGUAAAUGAAUGGGGAAAAAAAGUCAACACAAGAACCUAUUUUUAAGAAAUAACAGAGAGGUCUUGGUUUUCAUAGGAAUUAGUCAAUCUACAAUUUGAUUUUGUUGUUUAAAUUGAUACUGGAAUUGAAUUCCUUUUACUUUGAUUGAUCAUGUAUAUAUGCAUUUUGAGAUGUUUCUGAAAUUUUUGAACAAAAAAUGGUAAAUGGUUAAAAUAUCUAAAAAAAUUUACAUGCACUACAGAAAAUAAAUAAAUAAAUAACAUUGGGAAAACUUAUGAAUAAUAAUAAAGGACUUGAGGUUAAAAUCUUCUGUUUUUUCUUAAAUUAAACCCCAGAUGGCACAGUGAAAUACUAAAAAUAAUUGAUAUAUUAAGAAAAAAAAUAUGCUUAAUCAGUGCUUUAUGCCGUAAAAAUUGAUUUGCACAUUGAAGUAUUUGAUAUUACUUUAUUGUAAAAUAAAAUUAUUGAAGUUACAGCACUGGAAAUCAUAGGUGUUGUUUAUAUUUAAUAUUAUAAUUCAAAUAGAAUUUGUUGGAUUAGUUGUUUUGGGUAAAUAAUAUCAUUGAAUUGAAAAUAAAAUAUCUUAUUUUUUGUUAUCAUUCCUCUAAAAGUUUCUUAAUUUGAAAGUAUAUACCAUGUUUUUAAAUAAAAUCUAGAUGUAAAUUCAUUUAUAAAAAAAUUGCUUAAUACUUUUUUAUAUUUAUGUAUUUAAUAUUUGAUGAUAUGACUAGAUAACUCAGUUGAAAGAAUCAAAAGGCCAUUUUUCUUUUAAAAAAAUAUAUAAUAUUGCAAUGGUUUUUUAAAAUUCUUGCUGAUGAUUUCAUCACAUUUAUACAUUUAUAACUUAAAUGCAAAACCAUUUUAUCCUCCAAGUUCUUAUUGAAUAAUCUUAAAUUUCAUAGUAUUUCUUAGUUUUAAUUAAUAGUUCAAAUUUCUUAGUACCAAGUAAUAUACUAUAUUUUAAAAGCCUGUAUUUCUUAAAGUCUAUUAAAUGUGUAUUUCACACUAGAGCAAUUUUGAGCCAGUUAGUGGAAUGAACUAACCAUAAGAUAUUUGAGUCUGGAUUACAUAAUUAUAUAUAUUAUCAAAGAAUGCUAUUCAAUCAAUUAUUGUUAGUUACUAAAAUUGCAGGAUAAAAAGGGAAAAAGUGUGCUACGAGAAUAACCAUUUUCUUUUGUUUAGAUGUUUUAAUCUAUUUACCUUUAUAAAUUUGCCCUUGCAUGCCAAAGCAAUAAGGAAAGAAAUAUAAAUCUGAAUCAAUUUUAUUCAUAAUAAAUUCUUAUGAUCAGUUUAUAUUAAAUGAAUAAUUUUAGAACCAUUUAAAUAUAUAUACCUACUUUCCCUCAUGUGAUAAAUUCUAUAGAAUUGAAUUAUUGAAUUAUCAGUUGUGAGGCUUGAAACAUUUUGCUGUAAUUUGUUUGAAAUGUAGAACUUGAUAAUGCUAGCAUAAAAGUUUGUGUAAUGUAAAUUGACAAUUUUUGAAAAAUGCUGAUAAACAUUUAAUUAAAAAAAAUAGUUAAGCAUUUAAUUUUAAAAAAAGAAAAGAAAAAAAAAUAUUGUAUCUGUUUAUUUUUUUUAAAAACUUGCUUUAAAAAAUUAUUAACCUAAUCUUUUGUUGUUUUAGUAUAUUGUUUAAAAGCUAAUGUAUUGCAAAAUUUUCUAAGUUAGUUUUAUGAAGGCCCCCCACCACCACUUCCAUUAAGGUUUUUUUUUUUUUUUUGCUAAUAAAAUGUUUAGUUCAAGCUUCUUUCUCAUAUGUCUAGCUUAACUUAUUUAGUUUCAUUAAAAAAAGUAAUAUCGUGGAUUCUUUUGAACUUUCUUAAUAUUAACAUUUUAAACAUUGAAUUUAUUCUAUUUGUAAUAUUACACAACAUUAACAAAUGUAGGUUUUUAAUUGGUCCUUUUAUAAGCUAUUAUUUUAAUUGUAAAAUAAUUAAAAUGUGGCAUGUUAAUGUUGCAUUGAUGUAUUUAAUUUAAAUGAUAGAAUGACGUAUCUUUAAAUAUUUUUAAGAACUUUAUUUUCUUUUAAUUUUCCUCUCCUUUUAUUUGUAAAAAGAAUUUAAAAUGUUGCUUACCUACAUACAUUAUAUUUUGUUCCAGAGUUAUAUAAUUGUAAAAGGUUCUCCUACUUUUUAUUUUUCUUAUAUUUCAUUUGUAUUUCAAUUUUAAUUGCUAUUUUAAAAAAUAGAUUUUGGUUAAAAAUUUAACCUAAUCAGGUUUAGACAUUUUUUUUAAAUAUUGAAUGCAUUAUAUUGUAUAUAUUUUAGAUUUGAGUGCUGUUUUCAUUAUUAAUCAUAAACUCAUUUAUUAAUUAAAACCUUCUAAUUUUUUUUUUUAAAUAUGAGAUAAAGAAAAAUAUUGUCAUUAUAAUAGAACCUGUCUUUUGAGUAGUGCCUCUAUACUUCUUGUCACUUCAGAUUUAUCUUAGCAUUUUGCAUAUGUGAAGCAGAAACUAAUUUUGCUGCACUUGUAUGCCUAUUUCAUUUCUUUUAAGUGAAUUCUUUUUUUCCUUCCCGUUUAGCAGCAUUUAUUCAUUCCCUUCUGUAAACAAUUUUUUUAAAAACAUAAUUGGUGUCCACUGUUAAAUGCUACAUUUUAAAUUUAUCAAGAAUAUUGAAGUCCUUGAAACACAUUAAUAAGGAAUAAACUUAUGCAAUGAAAAUAAGUAUAGUAUUUUUAAAUGUUAAAAAUAUCGCCGUUUAUUAAAAAAAAAAGUUGGCACAAGUUAUAUUAAAAUUGCAUACUUUUGAUAUCACAGUUAAUUCAGUCAUUAUUUUCAUGUAAAAGAAAAAAGAAACAUUUUGCAGUUAUUGUUUCUUAGGUGCAUAACUUAAAAACUUAUGUUUAUAUGUAUAUAAAUUAAAAAAAAUAUUUUCUAUAAAAAAUACGUGUAUAUUAUUAUAAUCUUAUUUAAAAGCUCUAUCUUUAGUUUAAUUACUGAUCUAGAAACAUCUUUGUGUGAAGUUUUAAUUGGACAGAAAGUUUAGAUAUUGUAAUAAUUUUGCAAUAUUUUUUAAUAGCCUGUGGUUAAAAAAAAUUAGGGAAAUAUUUUUAGUAUUAAUGAUACUAAGCUUAUUUCAUUAAACUUCUUUAAAAAAUAUAAAAAAGGAAUAGAUUAAUGAAUAAUAUAUAUAUAAUAUGUAUUAAAAAAUACAAAGAUUUUUUUUUUCUUUUUUACUUUUGACUGAUUUAAAUGCCUUUUUUAGUUAAACAUUUUAGAAUUUUAUGAAUAAUUGUCUAGAUUCAAUGUUACAUCAUUAACAAUAUUUUAAAAUUACUUAUACAAGAUUAGCAGUUGGAAAGUUUAUUUCCUUAUAGUUAAAAUGGUCAGAUCUAUCAAAAUGAUCACAAGAUUUUAAGAAGAUAGAUCUAAGCUGAAUUGAUCUAAGCUGAAUUUUUAAAAAUCUAAUUAGUUCACCAUUGCUCUUAUUAAGCAUCGGAAUUAUGCAAAUUCUUUAUAUCUUUGUAAAUUAAAGAUGAUUAUAAGUUUUGUGUUGAAAAUAACCUGAAAUGAUUAAAUCAGAUGUUUCAAAUAUAGUAUGCUAGAAAAUAUUUUAUAAGAUUAGAAUAUAUAAAUAUUUAAAGUCCUAUUUGGAUGUAUAUCUAUAUUUAAUUCCAGCAUUAAUGUCUACUUAAAAUUACUAAGAAAAUCUACCAGAAAAAUAUCUAAAAAUUAAAUUAUUAGCUUUAGUAAGUUUGAUUAAAUGUUUUAAAUUGCAUUAAUAGUUUUAGUGAUUUUUUUAAAAAGAAAAUAGUUAAAAAUUUCUAUUUCCCAAAAUUUUAUUUGAAAAACAAACCUGAUGUUUGAUUUAUCAGUAAUAAAUAAAAAUUGGUUGAAAAUGUAUAAAAUUUUCUAUAAUUCUUUGCUUUUCUAUUUUGAAAUUGUAAUAUUAAAAGCUAAAUUUUCCAAAAUGGGGAAAAAAAUGAUGUGGAGUAUUGAAUGUGAAAUAUGGUGGGAUUUUAAAAAAAUAUUAAAUCAUAAGUAUUCUUUAUUUUUUAUAAUUAAUAAUAAAAAAUAUUAAAUCAUAAGUAUUCUUUAUUUUGCUGUUCAAUGCCUAUGAAUGUCCUGACUUUUUCAGAAAUAUUUGUUAGUUUUUACAUUUAUACAUUUCUAUUAUAUAUUUGAAUUUGGUGUGUGUGUCAGUUUUGGUGUGAGUGGAUGUUUUAUUAUUGUUGCAUAAUGGUAUUUGAAGAGAGGAAUAAGUCUUUUAAGUAUACUCUAUGUGCAUACUAGUAUAUGCUUUACUUUUAACUGUUCAAAUUAUUUUAAGUGAGCUUUUGUCAUAUGAAAAGAAAUUGUUCUUGCUUUUAGUUCUGUUCCAUAUAGCAUGUAAAAAGUGUUUUAGAUUUUUUUAAUAUAAUAAACUCAUGGUUUUUACACUUAUUUUAAAGUGUAUUAGAAUGUUUUCUUGUUUUCUUUGUAUAAUUUUAAGAAUUAUAUUUAAUAUCUAUUUUAUUUAACAUUUUUUUUAAAAACAAUAAUUAAAAGUGAAAACAAACUUUUGAGGAAUUAAAAAGAAAGUGUUAUUCAUUGAGGUGACAUCUCAAAAUAAACUUCUUUGUAUUUUUCAAAGAAUAUUUUUUUUAUCCCUAGAAAUUGUUUCUUCUGUUGAAACAUUUAUAUAAAAUAAAACAGAAUUUAAAUUAAAUUAUUAUAAAUCAAUAAUAGUAACAAUAAAUGACCCACUGAACUAUUGUUCAUAUUAUCUGUUUUAUGAAAUUUGUACAAUUUAAUUUUUAACAUUAUCUAAUAAAUAAGAACUGUUAAAUUUAUAUAAUAUUCAUUUGUCUUUCUGAUGAUCAGUAAUGCAUCUUUUGACUUGCUAUUAUGAUAUUUAAAAAUAAGAUUUCAAACUCCCCUUCCUUUCCUUUUUAUUAGAAACAAAAUAAAUUGUAUUUAUUUUCACAAUUAUAUACUUUUGGUUUUGUAUGUAAAGUGCAUAUUAUGAGUAUGGAUAGGUAGUCAGUAAAAUUAUUGAAGUUGACAUUUAGAUUAUCUUAAUAUAAAUUUUUAUUCCUAAAUAAUGAAAAUUUGUCUGCUUAAAACAAUAAUCCAAAUUUAAAGUUUUAAAUGAAAUGACAGGGAGAUAUUUUUACCCUUCUAAUUUUUCAGAGAUAUAGAACUUUAAUUUUUUAAGAUUUGUUUCAUGUGUAGAUAAAAAUAUAUUUUUCAAAGCCCUCAAGUCACUCUGUGCAUGCAUUCAUUUUAAAAUUUUGGUAUGAUUUAUUUCUUAAAAUAAAAAAGAUCAAUUCUGCUGGUUCAUUUUUGAAGGUUUCUUCCAAAAAUUCAAAUUUUUAUUACAAUUAAUAUAGUUUUUAAUAUUGAAAUUUUUUAAAUCUAGUGGUAUUCAGUUGAGAAUGUUUGCCCAUUUCCACGUGCUUUUUUGGUUUGUUUACCACACUUUCUACUUAAAUCAAAAAUGCAAUUUUUAAAAGUUAACUACAAUUUUGAUGUUAUAUUGUUUUUUUAUUUAUUGAAGAACAGCGAAGAUUUUAAAUCGCUGUACUUCUAAUUGAACCAAUUGAAGUUUCAUUUUUAAAAACAAAUCUAAUUUGUUGGUGCUUUAUAAAGUUAUCUUUCUUUAAACUUUAGAAUGCAUGUUUAUAAACAAGUUAAAUAAAUUGGUCUCUCUCUCUCUCUCUUUUUUUUUUCUUUCCAUGUUUGAAAUUGCUUAUUCGCAUUAUGUUUAUCUUGUCUUUACACUGUAGAAUAAGAUAUAUUAAUACCAAAGUGAUAAUUUUUUGAUUUAUAAAAUAUUAAUUACUAUGGUUUUUAGUGCAUUAGUAUUGCAUAAUAUAGGAUUUAAAAUGAUUUAUUUAUUGCAGUUUCAGAAAAUUGUAAUUCACACUGAAUACAAGUUAUAUAAGAAUAAUAUUAAAAAUAAUAUAUUUCUUUUACGAUUUCAAAAUUGAUGCAUUGGUUUUGUUAUAAAUUCUAACAAGCUGAUAAGCAUUAAGGAAUAAAAAUCCAGUUGGGUAAUAAAAUAAAGAAUAUUAUUUGUUAUGAAUAUGUUAAAAGAAAUACCCCCCCCCUACUUUCCUGACAAGCAUUUUCUUAAAAGUAUUAUAGUGGUUCUACAUUUAGUAUACAAAUAUAAAAAUGAAACUAAAUUUGAAAUUAAAUUUGAUUUAAACCUGGAUGCAUAAUUUUUUUAUAUAUAUAUAAAACACAAUCAUAUCAUAAUAAUUAAUCUUAAAAAGUUGUAGUUUUAUCUAAAAAAGUUACUAAUACAAUUUACACAGAUUUUUAGGUAUAAUUUAAAGUGUACAUCAAAAAUAAUUUAAAAAAGAAAAUGUUCUGGAUAAUAUGUUUGCAAAUACUUAUUGUAUACAGUUAUUUUUUAAAGUAUAUUUUAAAGUUUUACGAGAUAAAGUGAAUACAAUUUUUGCUUUGUCUGAAAUAUUUGAUACAGCAAAUAAUGUUUUUCAAAUCAUUGUGGAAUUAAAGUAAAAAAAUAAUACUAAAUUUUGCAGAAAAAAUUUAAUUUGAAUGCAAUAUUGCUAUAUUGAGUCUUUAUGAGUGUAACUGCAUAACUAACAUUUUAGAUGAAAGGUUAUAUAUAUAUUUGAAAGUCACCAUUUUAUAAAUAUUGAAAUAAUUUCAUUACAAAGUAAUGGGUUUCUUUUCACUAGUAUGACACAGCCAACAAAGUUAAUCAGAUAUUUUAAUUUUAUUAAAUUUUGAAAAAUGUUGUCUACUUAGAUUUUUCUAAAUUCAAAAAUCUGGUCCCUGAUAUCGGAAAUUUUUUAGAUAACCAAUUUUCUUCUUAUGAAUCUAUAUAAAUUACAAAAUAGUGUAUUUUGAACUAUGUUGUAAUAAAUGUUUUCAUUAGUUUUUUUUUUUUUUUGUUACAUGUACUUUUUCAAUCAAUUUUUAUUUUUGCUGCAUUUUAAUAUUUCACUGAAUAAAUCCACUCUAUUAAACUAUUUCUCAAUGUUUUCUGGCUAUGUCCCUCUUUAUCUAGCCUUCAGUGUUCUUAUAAUUAUCAAUUUUUUAUAUUUUUUAAUUACAAUCCUUCUUUUUUAAUCAACUGACAUUUAAUCGUAUUCAUACGCUAUAGCUAUUUUAACAUUUUGACCCUUAAUGUUUAUUAGUAGUAUGCAUUACUUUUUAAAAAUUCAGUAUUGAAGUGAUUAUACUUAAAUCAAGGUACUCAAUUUUAUAUUGGUGUCUUUUUACAUUGGUAAGUGUAAAAAGCAUAUUUUUAAGUUAUUUGAAUUAGUUAGAAAAUAUACUAUUUUUAAAUUGAUUGUAAUUGUAGGUAAAUCCUUAAAAGCAUUAAUUUUUAAUAUUUUUUAAUUAUAUAUCCUAUUUGAGAUAGUUUGUUAAGCAUGCCAUUCCAUAUUCUUAAAAUUAUCAUUUAAAAUAUUUUGUUUGUGUUACUAUGAAUUUUUUAUAGAAAAUGUUAAUUUACAAUUAUACUAAAUACAACUUAAUACCAUCCAAUAAAAAUAACCAGUAUAUUUAUUUAAAUUGAUUUAUAAAAAGUCUCUGAAACAAAAUUUGAGAAAAUUUCAGUUAUUCAAAUAAAAAUUAAAAUUUAAUCAUCAUUGGAACAGAAGAUUUCCAAGAAAUUUUAUCUGAAAUAAAAUGAUCAAUGUUUAUUUUAGAUAAAAUUGAAAGUGGAAAAUUUUUACUUUGUUUUCAAAUAUUUACUCCUUUACAACAUCUUUGAACAUAUCAUUUGAAUAGAUAGCUACCCCAUUUUUUCCUUAUUUUCUCUUUUUCAGGCAGAUUUACUAACAGAAGCAGUUUCACCAAGCUCAGUAUUGGACUAAAUCUAAGUUCGAGCCCGUCUUCUCGAGGAUUGGAUUUUGCAGGCAGACAGAGUUGUCAAAGAUUAUUUUUUUUAUCUUGAAACACCUUUGCUUUUCUGCAUAUAAUCCAACUUUUAGUUGAAAUUUUAUUCCUUUGUUUUCAAUUUUUACAUUUCUAUUUAUAACUACUUUUCUUCCAUUCCAUUCUUUUCAGCCUAUUUAUUCUGUAUAUCUGGUUUCUGCAUCGAUAUGCAAACUGCAAAAUAAAUCUGAUAACUAUUUAAAAUAGUUAUGAUUGAAAAGCAGUAUAUAAUACUGGAUCUGAUUUGUAGAUUUCAAAAGUUUAUUUAAUUUAAUCUUCCGUAAAAAGGCGAGAGGCAGAAUAUACUAUUCUGCACACGUUCAGAAAAACAUCUGGUCUAUAAAAUUUACUUAAAUAUUAAAAAAAAUUAAUUUGAAGGGGGUAGGGAGGUACUAUAAAUUUGGAUAUAAUUAAAAUAUUUAAAAAUAAGAAAGUAUGACCUUUAAUGCAUACUAGUAAUUAAAGAAUUUCACUAUGUUUUAGUUUAUUUUUGCUUGUAGUACAGAGUCUCCAUGCCCAUUUCGUAACUAUUUAUCUGAAAGUGACUCUGAUUUCAUAUGUAUUUCUAGGAGUUGGAAUACCGUGAAGAAUGUCUCUUGCAGCUCAUGUGUGAGGAUUCAUAAGUUU
Argiope bruennichi is the source of this 11627-nucleotide messenger RNA. RefSeq names its product period circadian protein-like (gene per). The transcript has 20 exons. Gene Ontology annotation, molecular function: transcription cis-regulatory region binding; transcription corepressor binding. Gene Ontology annotation, cellular component: nucleus; cytoplasm. Lineage: Eukaryota; Metazoa; Arthropoda; Arachnida; Araneae; Araneidae. Gene Ontology annotation, biological process: circadian regulation of gene expression; entrainment of circadian clock by photoperiod; negative regulation of transcription by RNA polymerase II. The coding region runs from base 320 to 3205 and encodes 961 amino acids. The record is from RefSeq and is a predicted model, not a curated record.